AUGGCCAACAACAACAACAACAACAACAAUGCACAUUGGGGACCCCCACCCAUUGGCCCCGAGGACGUUGAAAUGCAGACAACAGCUAUGGGGUUGAAAGUCCAUUACUCCUUCGACAGAGACAAUGCCAUCAAUUGUCUGGCCCGGUGGCCGCAUACUCUUCACGUGCAAACGAUUGCAAUCGACGAGAGGAACACCAUUGGGGUUUUGGACCUGAGGACAUGUGUGCAAGCGGUAGCCCAAUGCAGCCCCGAGUUAGUUGGCGAUAGUGGGCAGGAUUAUACAGUGUACGCGUACGACUACUCAGAACCCGACACACCCCUCGUCGGACAAGGCAUGUUAUGUUGGGCUCUGGAGCAAGGCCCUGGUGGGGAUGCUUCUCAAAAACUGGUCACUGGCAGAGUUACCAAGAACGUGCUCGCCAUUUUCGGCAACGGCGUUCGGGAAACCCUCGAGGUCAAACUGAGGUUGACCGCCGUGCGCAAGAUCGCACGAGCAAAUCCGACACCGACGCCUGGUCCCACGAGCAAUAUGGAAUCGGUCCCAAGCCUCAACAACUCAGUCUCCAUCAUGUCGGAAAGCGCAGAAUGGCGGGCGUUUAUGCAGUCGAAUCCCAAUUUAGGCCACAGAGGAAACGUGUCAGCCAUGUCUUCACCUGGACUAGCACCUGCAAGGCUUUACAACGCAGGGUUUGAUGCCAGAAACGACAUGAUGAGACCCACUUCACAAGGCUUCCUAGCUGCGACAUCAAGUCGUCCAGCCUCUGUUGAGCCAAAUACAAAUGGGAAUGCCACCACGCAGGGAAACCAAGCAGGUCCUGAAGGCUUGAAUCCAGCGCCAGCUGAUGGAAAAGCCAACAAACCGAAGUCUCGCGCUGGAUCGAAAGCACCGACGGGAAGACCGAGGGGCCGCCCACGCAAGAAUCCUCUUCCAGGCGAAGGGAGCACUUCUGGCUACGAAGAUGGCACCGAUGCGGAUGACGGCCCGCCGCAGAAGAAGAGGAGGGCCAAGACGACUCAAGUCGUCGAGCGAAGCAAUACAGCAACAUUUGGUUCAGCGCCAGAGUCUCUUCGAGUAGCAGCAAGCACGUCGGGGUCCCUACGAACUUUCCGCCCUGUUGGCCCAGGGAGGGAUGGUCCUACCGGAAACCAUCUUCAGGAAGGCCCCAGGGCUCCCACGCCUGUUCCAGAGCGCCAGUUGCCUGGCCCAUCCAACUCGAGAUCGAGUGGCUCAAGUACUUUGAGACGACAUUCCGUAACGGCACAGGAUCAGGCUGGCUCUUUUAUGACAUCGUCUUUGGAAGUGAGCCGUUUCAUGUCCCAAAAUCAGGAUGCUCAGUCACCAAUGGACUCAAUCGCUCCGUCGCCGUCUCAGUACAGUGAUGCCAGUCCAGCAGAUAUUGGAUCAUCGCCUCCGGUUCCCAGGGCCAUGUAUAGCAUACGGUCCAGCCCGAAUCCGCCGUCGAGUCCAAUUCUACCUCCAAUGCCAAUGCCGCAAAUACAACCCGAUUCUGGAUUCAUGAGUGGCGGACUGGAUGAUGCGCCUCAAGGGGACGAUGCGUCAAACAUAUUUGAGAAGCCUGGUGUCCAAGCCCCACCUGCCGCGCCAGCUUUGGCAAAACCGAAGCCCAAACGGAGUCGCGCCAAAAAACAGCAACCUACCAAAGCUAAAGAUAUAGCCAAAGAUCAAGACAACUUCGUCUAUCAUUCCGAAACGCCGGGUGACCCGACUCUACUCCCUACCACGUCGAUUUACACAGGUCCUCCACCUCCGAACCCUACUAGAAGUCGCAAGCCGGCGGCAAAGGCAAAGGUACAGACACAAUCAAAAUCAAUCCCGCCUGUGACAGAGCAGCCUGGUCUGCCUCCUCUGCUCCAAAAGUCCACGUCCGAAAUCACGACGUUGACUGAGCUAGCGGCGAAUAAGAUAUCUCAGGUACUCCCUCGGCCUGAGAUUGCGACGAUAACAGACGCAUCUGCACAACUUAAGGUCAGGACGACGAGAGAACUGCCUGCGCAAGUUGACGUUAACACGCCAGAGGAACCACCUACACAGCCUGAGCGCCUCACGACAGCAGCAAUACCUUCACAGCCCGCACCGGAUACGAACGCAUCGCUGAAACUCGAGGCACUCGAAGAGAACCCCAGCGGUUUCAAUGCCAGACUUCUAGCUUCACUGAAUGAUGAUGAUGAUGAUCAAUUUUUCGACGGCUUGAUUGUGGAGGAGCAGAGUUUCGCACCUGCCGAGGAUCAUCAAGCACGCGACAGCAACCUUCAUUCCACGGCUGAACCCGCAUACUCUCCCAUGUUGCCGCCUCCUCCAGCUUCCAGGGCCAUCGAAGAAUCAAACCCUGAGCCUGAGCUUCCUCCUAUGGCCCAGGUACCUGCAAGUGAUCUCGCCAUGCCUCGGCUGACGCUACCCAUGCCACCGACUAUAUCAAUCUCUGAAGCAUCGCAUCCCCAGGCCGAAAUGUUUGAUCUCGCGGAUGCGCGUAACAGUAAAAACAUUGUCAAAAGACAGGCCAUCAAGCAGAAGCUCGACGAGGCCGUCGCCAAAGGGGAGUUGCCACCCUUUUGCACUAAUUGUGGAGCUGUCCAAACUCCUACCUGGCGCAAGAUCUGGAAGCAAGAGCACACUGGAGUUCCCGAUUAUCACGAAUACUCGGAGAAGCCUGGUCAUGUCACUGCCAUCAACGUUCUGGAGCGAGAUCAUGAGGGUAAGCCUUGCCUAUACGAGAUGGUGAAGAAAACGCUCGGCCCCAACGAAGACAAGACUCUAUGGAAUGAAGUCCUCCUGUGCAACCCAUGCGGAAUCUGGUUCUCCAAAUGGAAGGCUCCUCGACCACCGGAGAAGUGGGAAAGAGACCAGGAUCGCUUGCAACAGGUGCGAAAUCGAAAGCGUUCUGCAGGCGCCCAGACUUUGAGACAAAAGAAGCCCCGCACGAAGAGUGGCUCGCAAAUGAACCUUACUUCCGAGAUUGGUUUCUCCACCGAUCCUACUGGCCCCUUUGAAGGUUCCUGCUCGCCCGGGACCGAAUUGGCAGAUCCGUUCACAUCUAAUCCACAUCCGCUAAAUAGCCGUCAGGGGAGUAUGGUGAACCUUCAGGGGCCUGGAUCGACUCACUCCAGGGGCAGUGGGACCCCCGGUAGCCCCAUUGCACUAGAUGAUGAUGAUCUUGGCUGCACCAGGCGAGUCCUGUUCCCUUCGCCGCAAAAGGACGGCCGGCAGAGGGUUAUGGGUGAAGUGACGGUAAAUGUUAUGCGAGCUGAACCCAAUUUCCAAGCACCCAAGGAGCGCGAAGACGAGGGAGAGAAGGAAAACCGCCGCAUUACUGCUCAACAUCACGAAAGUGAUGAUUUUGCUGACUUGUUCGGUACUGCUCCUGCACGCCCAUCCACGCCGCCCCCGAAGUCAUCUCAUAGUGAGCCUUUCAAGACCCCAACGCGGCCUACACCGAGCCAUCGUCCCAUCACUAGAAGUGUGACGAGGUCGAUCCGCUCUUCGAGGUCCGCGAAGUCUCCAAGCCAAUUGCUUUCGGGAUUGCAGCGCACCCCAUCCAGAACACCCCGGUCCACCACCAUGUCCAGCGCCCUGCGCAGAGGUUCCCCGAGGAACGUGAAUAUGUCCUCUCACCUAAAUGACAACCUGUUCGAGUCUCCCUUCACAAAGUCCAUCAACCAACUGCUUUCCGAUGCCAACGACUUCAUCGCGCCGUCGCCGCACCGCGGCUUCGAGCUCGACUUGAGCCACCUACCGCAUAUGGACAGCGACGGUCUUUUGGUACCGGGCGGACAUUUCGACUUCGGUAAUCUAUUAAGCACGGAUGUGGUGAUGCCAAGCUCGUCUCCUACACGGCAUGGACACGAGCAUCUGCAGGUCUCGUUUGGGAGCCAUUUGGUCUAUAAUGAUGGAACUGCUGAAGCUGAGCUUUGGAGGCAAUUAAGUGUUGGUACCUCCGGUGCUGGUGCGGGGGUGGACAACACGGACGCCCCUGAAGAGCUUGAGGAAGAGGCCAAGCACUGA
Messenger RNA from Pseudomassariella vexata, 4023 nucleotides. RefSeq lists its product as uncharacterized. The coding region runs from base 1 to 4023 and encodes 1340 amino acids. Gene Ontology annotation, biological process: silent mating-type cassette heterochromatin formation; rDNA heterochromatin formation; regulation of transcription by RNA polymerase II. The record is from RefSeq and is a predicted model, not a curated record. Gene Ontology annotation, molecular function: zinc ion binding. The transcript is spliced from 2 exons. Lineage: Eukaryota; Fungi; Ascomycota; Sordariomycetes; Amphisphaeriales; Pseudomassariaceae.